CGUUACUUUAGGAAGUUUAGGGUAUCACGCCAAAGUAAAGCAGUUCACUUCGCCGACAUGUUCGAUCCAAAUUUGAUUUUGUUUUAUCUGUGUUUCGUGACUGUACCUGAAAUUGCUUGGUCUGCCCGAGUCAACACAACAGCCUCGGAUGGGAAAGUGAUUAUUUCUGGAGAUUAUAACGAAGUUGUUGUAUCCAAUGAUGGAGCUGAUAAGAUUGCGCUGGCUAAGACAAAAAGCAGCUUGGAGUCAGUUAAGAAAUCGAACGCAGAGCUCUCUUCUCGGAUUCAGGCGAUCUCCCAGAGGUUGUCAGUUCUGGAAAGUCAAGGUACAAAUUUUUGGAGUCUGUAGACGAAUUAACGGUAUAAACUCAGUCAGCAAUAACUUCCGCGUUGUUUAAACACUUACGAUAAGAAUUUUCUAUUCUCGAAUUUCUUUUUUGGUCAGCCUGGGUAGUGCAUGUAAUUGUCAUUUAGUGAAGAAAACUUUUGGCUGUUUUCUCAAUACGUUUAAGCUCGUUCUUUUCACUGAAUUGCUCUUUCAACAGAAAACGCCGACUACGCUCUGCAAUUUACCCGCAAAGGGACAAGUGACUAUGUCAUCAAACGCGGCAUGCCAAGCCUCAAGGCAGUCACAGUUUGUUUCUGGAUGAAAUCUUCGGAUAAGGGGAAUGAAGGAACAGUGCUGAGCUACGCAGCCUCAGGAUCAAAAAAGGGCAAUGAACUGCUCCUCCACAAUUAUAGACAGUUUUAUUUGGCGAUCGGAAGUAGCCACAGGUACCACUGUCUUAUGAUAGGCUAGAUUGGUAGUCAACAAACAGGCUACGGCAGUGUAAAACUUAUUAUAGCAUAUUGUGGACCUUUAACGUAUAUUUUAGCAAGCUCCUCUGCCAGAUAAAAAUGCCAAGUGCAGAAAAUAAGUCAAGGAAACCGAUUUUGCUCUCCAUCUUUAAUAAAGAAUGUAAAAAGAGACGACAAUAGUGAAAUUCAUUUCAAUGAUUUAAUAUUUCAUUAGACAAACAGCUGUGUUGGCAAACGAUGGCCAAUGGCACCACAUCUGCUUAACAUGGGAGAACAGCGCUGGAUCAUGGAAGAUGUAUAAGGAUGGAAAGGUGGCAGCUUCUGGAAAAGGCUUUAAGACAGGUAUUUUUUUUCCUUCUGCGACUAUAGCGGUGGAUUUCACGGAGAAGUGUGAAUACUAUGACUAACACCAACUCUCUAAAGCCAGGGUAACGUACAUGUAAAAUAACUUGAAAACUUAACAGUAUGAUGACAAAAGCGCCUCAUGACAUGGAUGGCGUGUAAAAUUUGUUUGUUUUCGCUCAAAAAAUAGAAUAGAGCCAAUGAAUUGCGGAGCAAAGAAACACGUGCGAUCAAUAGCGCUGCGCACAGUUACUAUUCAUAGACCCGAAACUCAGACAAAAAAACUGAAAUCAACAUUAGCGAAUUCCUCACUUUUGUAUGACUUUUUUCAUUAAAAUGUCAUGUUUGUCUGUCUUUUCUCAUUAAAAUGAGAAAAAUGACAAAACUUGCAAAUCAGUCACUCUGACGUCAUUCGGGCGCUAGUGUGACCACCUACCCAUCCCCUGAGUCACAACCAACACUUACUUCUCACUUAGGCCAAAAUUAUGACUUAGGAGAGGGGUAGGUGGUCAGUUAAACAGAAACAAACGCGUUAACCAAGUUGCUUUCUAAUUCUUCAAUUUCCAGGUUAUGUGAUUCGUGGUGGUGGGGUGCUUAUACUUGGUCAAGAACAAGAUUCACUUGGAGGAUCCUUUGACGCCAAUCAGUGCUUCAUUGGUGAAUUGACGGGUGUCAACAUCUGGAAUCACGUGAUUGACGAGCAAGAGAUCAACCACAUGACCAAGUCCUGUCUGAGAGGGGUGGGGAACGUAUUCCAGUGGAGCGACUUCAAGUCUCACGUGAAAGGCUCAGUGCGUUUGAUUAAACCGUCAUGUUAG
This is a messenger RNA of Porites lobata, 1957 nucleotides long. The record is from the annotation of a GenBank genome assembly. NCBI's taxonomy places the organism in Eukaryota, Metazoa, Cnidaria, Anthozoa, Scleractinia, Poritidae.